Messenger RNA from Acaulospora colombiana, 1031 nucleotides. Lineage: Eukaryota; Fungi; Glomeromycota; Glomeromycetes; Diversisporales; Acaulosporaceae. The record is from the annotation of a GenBank genome assembly.
AUGCUUUACCUUCGUGUCGAUUAUUGUGUUCAAACAUUUCUUUUACAUUUUUCAAUUUACCUCUUGAAUUUUCAAGUUCUUUGUAUAUUGGCGGCAUCUGCAUUUACGCCCGAAGCUAGAUAUGCGCACACGAGUGUUUUGAUCAGCGAUAGACUUUACUUUCUGGGUGGAACAGUCGACUCUAAACCGUCCAAUGAGUUUUUCUACCUUGAUCUAUCAAGUUCGUUUAAUACGCAAAGUCUUCCGUGGGUGGAUCUGACAGGCACUCGGAGCAUUCCCGUGUGGAGUUCAUGGGCAGCGGCAACCAUCGGCAAUGAUAGAGUGUCGAUAUACCUGAUAGGCGGAGAGAUGCGUGAUCAAGCGCAAAAUUUAUUACCAAAUAAUAAUAACAUUGUUUUCGCAUACAAUACAAACGCUCAGUUGUGGUAUGCGCCCAACAUUUCCGGCCCAACACCCACAAGACGAACACAAGUUCAAGCCGUCACUGAUCACUCGGGAAAAAUUUACUAUUUUGGGGGGAGAUUCGAUGUCGUUAUCAAUGGUCUUUCAAAUAGCAUUGAUAAUAACAAUUUUACCAUUUUGGAUACCAAAAAUUUGAGUUGGUCUUUGGCUACUGUAAUUGGGGCCCCAUCACCACGAGAAAGUUUUUCGGUUACCAUCUUAGGGAACGGUGUCAUUUUGUUUAUCGGGGGUAGAGAGCUUAACCCCCAAAAUGGAUCUUUUGAUGAUGUGAAUAUUACACAGAUUCCAAUAUAUGACACUGAUUCAGGUCAGUGGUAUACUAUGACAUCGACGCCAAACAUCCGAAGCAAUGAUUUUGAGACAUUAGCAUACUUCAGGGGUGGUCCGUCUUUGCACACCUUUUCUGAUGGCACAGAAAGGAAUGGUGGUGAUCCAAGUAGACAAACAUAUGGCAAUGAUCAAUAUGUAGAUUAUUUCAAUAUUGGUCCGACCAUCGUCAAACGCUCACCUCGUGCCCUAUUCAAGUAUAAGGCCCGAGGUGAAUGGGGAAAUGACGGCGAACAGUGGAG